AUGUCCAACCCGUUUCCCAUCGACAAUCUCCCCUACGGCGUCAUCUCGACCAGCGACGACCCAACCCCGCGCUGUGCAACAGCUCUAGACAACGACGCUAUCGACCUGAGCGCUCUCGAGAGAGAUGGGUAUUUUAAGACUGUUCCCGGGUUCGAAACAGCGGUGUUCUCUCAGCCCACGCUGAAUACCUUCGCCGCCCUUCCCAAGUCUACCCACCGUCAAGUCAGGGCUCUCCUAACAGAGCAUCUCGUGGACGUAAACACGCGCUCAAAAUAUGCCACUCCCCUCGAAAAAGUUACAAACCACUAUCCAAUGGAAACGAAGAAUUUCUCUGACUUCUAUUGUUCCCUGGAACAUACCCAAAACUGCAGCAUGAUCAUGAAUGCCCCCAUAAGUCCAAAUUGGUACGUCAUUCCGAGUGUCUACAACGGCCGCACCUCGUCCCUCCGCGUCAGCGGGACCCCCGUCGUGCGUCCAAACGGCGUCUUCGCAAGCAAUCCUUCGGAGGAGCCGAAAUUCCAGCCCGCGCGCCUUUUCGACUUUGAACUAGAAGUCGGCGUGUUUCUCUCUCGUCCCUUCCCACCCGGCGAAAUUCUCGAUAUUAGCAACACACCGGACUAUAUCUUCGGUCUUGUGAUUCUGAACGACUGGUCUGCGAGAGAUAUUCAAGGGUAUGAAAUGCCGCCUCUUGGCCCGUUCCAUGGUAAGGGCACGGCGACGACGAUCUCUCCGUGGAUCGUCACUACCGAGGCGCUAGAGGGGUGUCUGUCAGGGAGUGCGAAGGUGCAGAGCCCGGCGCCGUUAACGCAUUUGGCGUGGAAAGGGAAGAAGGAGGAGGAGACGUGGGAUGUUGAGUUGGAGGCUAGGGUUGUCAGGAACGGCCAAUCUUACGUCGUAACCGAAACGAAUCUUAAAGAGCUCUACUGGACGCCCUACCAGUCCCUCGCUCAUCUCACCAGCGCGGGAGAGGGUCUCAGCACAGGUGAUAUUUUCGGUACUGGGACCGUAACGAGCGCGCGAACAAACAGCAACGGUGAAAAUAUCGGCAUAGCAUGCCUCUUGGAGCGCAACUUGCCGCAUAAUAAACUUGCUAGCCUCGCUGCAGCGGGGAUCGUUUUUCUAGAAGAUGGAGAUGAGGUCAUUAUGGAGGGCUGGUGCAUCAAUCGGCAGACGGGGCGGAAAUUUGGUUUCGGAGAGUGUAAGGGGGUUGUUCUUCCUGCCCUAAAGGUGUGAUUAGAGUAUCACAGUCUUUCGGCCCCCGAGAGCACAUGAGGAUUGGAAGACUCAAUGAGACUCAGCUACCUGCUCUCAAGGACCUGGGAAUAUGUGCAGAUGACUCUAAUAUAGCUAGCAGCGUUUUUAUUGAAAUAUUCCCUGCACAC
This is a messenger RNA of Aspergillus nidulans FGSC A4, 1382 nucleotides long. RefSeq lists its product as uncharacterized. NCBI's taxonomy places the organism in Eukaryota, Fungi, Ascomycota, Eurotiomycetes, Eurotiales, Aspergillaceae. Gene Ontology annotation, biological process: L-phenylalanine catabolic process; aromatic amino acid metabolic process. The transcript is spliced from 5 exons. Gene Ontology annotation, molecular function: catalytic activity; fumarylacetoacetase activity. The coding region runs from base 1 to 1233 and encodes 410 amino acids. The record is from RefSeq and is a predicted model, not a curated record.